UAACAACAUUUCGCCAUUUCAGAUGCAGGGGUGCCAUUACUCCACCGAAGUAGGUCAACCGGGCGGGGGUGCCAAGAUCCGGCUUUUUCUUCCACGAUAAACAUUCUCUCCGUCCUCUUUUAAGUCUAACGGCUCGAUCAUUGUGCUCCGAUGCAUGUUAUUUGGUUGAUGCGAAUGAGCUUUUCCUGCGUGGGCCCGGGCUGAAAGCAUUACGUCUGCAAGUAGUCGGAUUUUCCUGCUAACAGCUAGUCAGCUAGCUGGGUGUAAACAACGAGUAUGAAGCGGAUGAAAGGAGGUGAGGAGGUCAGCAACGACUCCUCUAGUAGGAGUCCACCAGAGGCACGCAAGAAGGUUCGAAAGCAGGUGAGCGAGGAUCCACAUGCUGUGGAGGCCACAAAAUCACCAGACCAUGACUGGGCACUGUUGCCUCAGGAGCUCCUGCUCCACAUCUUCCAGUACCUUCCAUUACUGGACCGGGCUUACGCCUCUCAGGUAUGUCGCCGGUGGAACCAGGCUUUCCACAUGCCGGAGCUGUGGCGAUGCUUUGAGUUUGAGCUUAACCAGCCAGCCAGCUCUUACUUGAAAGCCACACAUCCAGACCUCAUCAAGCAGAUCAUAAAGAGGCACUCCAACCACCUGCAGUAUGUCAGUUUCAAGGUGGACAGUAGUACUGAGUCUGCAGAGGCUGCAUGUGACAUUCUUUCUCAGUUGGUGAAUUGCUCACUGAAGACCUUGGGGCUUAUCUCCACUGCCAGGCCAAGUUUUAUGGAGGUUCCAAAGUCUCAUUUCAUCUCAGCUCUGACUGUGGUGUUUGUCAACUCCAAGUCACUGUCUUCACUGAAGAUUGAUGAUACACCAGUUGACGACCCAUCUCUGAAGGUGCUGGUGGCGAACAACAGUGAUACCCUGAAAUUGCUGAAGAUGAGCAGCUGUCCUCAUGUUUCUCCAGCAGGAAUCCUGUGUGUUGCAGACCAGUGUCAUGGGCUGAGGGAGCUAGCACUGAACUACCACCUUCUGAGUGAUGAACUUCUGCUGGCCCUCUCCUCAGAGAAACAUGUCCACCUGGAACACUUGCGUAUUGAUGUGGUGAGCGAGAACCCUGGCCAGCAUUUCCACACCAUCAAAAAGAGCAGCUGGGAUGCCAUGGUGCGGCACUCGCCCAAAUUCAACCUGGUCAUGUACUUCUUUCUCUAUGAAGAAGAGUUUGGUCCUUUCUUUAAUGAGGAGAUCCCCGUAACACACCUCUACUUCGGACGCUCAGUCAGCAAGGAGGUUUUGGGCCGCGUUGGCCUCCACUGUCCCCGUCUGGUGGAGCUGGUGGUGUGUGCCAAUGGCCUGCGUCCUCUGGAUGAGGAGCUGAUCCGCAUCGCAAAGCACUGCACCCAACUGUCAGCUAUCGGUCUGGGCGAGUGCGAAGUUUCCUGCAGCGCAUUUGUGGAGUUUGUCAAGAUGUGUGGCAGAAGGCUGUCCCAGCUCUCCAUCAUGGAGGAGGUGUUGAUUCCUGAUCACAAAUACUCCCUGGAUGAGAUUCACUGGGAGGUUUCGAAGCACUUGGGUCGGGUCUGGUUUCCAGACAUGAUGCCAACCUGGUAAAUUAAAACCAGAGAGUAGUCUAGUACAGUGUAGUAUGGCGUAAGGCAGUCAUGGCCUCCAUGUUUGCACUGAAAAGCUUGCCGUGGUGGAAUGUUUGGUGCCAACAUGGAGAGCGUAGGCUUGCUGAACCCCUGUGUGGAGUUAGUGCAGCUCAGGGGUUUAAUGUGGCACAUAAUUGCUACACAUCAUAUAUUGCAAACACCACAAGUUCUUGCCUGUUAGUUUCAAUAUGGAUUGUGGUAACCUUUUUUUCUCUAAUGCGGAGAAAGAACUUGACAGGUGGGCUUCUUCUCAUAUUCUACACAGACCAAUGCAGGUGGAAACAGCUGACAAAAAAAGCAAUGUUUUUAUAACUGCGAAUGGAAUUUUGUGGAAAUUGUUGCUUGGUUGUGUUUAUCUUUGUUAUGAGAGGUGUGUGUGUGUGGCUUGUUUAUGGAGUAAUUUGGGACAAUUAGGUACACAAUUGCAUGGUAUCACACUUACCACUUGGCCUACUUAAAAUUCAAUUUGAGAUGGCAACUCUGCACUCUGUAACACAAUGUGGCACCGGGGGUUUACAAAGUGGCUGCAAUGUUAUUUGUAUAUAGGAUGUGUUUGGAGGUGGAGCUGAGGGUGUGCUCACUGAGUGACUGUGUCCUUCACCUCAUUUGAAUCUAAUUUAAACAAACAGCAGUUGCAGUGUUGCAAUGUGUAUAUAGGUCUCUGUUUUUGUGAUGUGAAGGUGUAUGUUGAUUGAUGUCAUGGUUUUUUGUCUCAAGAGUUACGCAGAUAUUUAUUUUUACUGCAUCGUACAACAAUUGGUUUGACAAAUUAUUCAAGGCUCCAUAACACUUAUAUUUCAUAUAAGCACCUUAUGUUUAUACCAAAUGAUCAUCAGGACAAAUGGCGUCCUUUUAUCCUAAUUAAAAGCAAUGAAAUUACCUUUAUAAUGCUCCAGUUUGUCUUAGUUGGACACAUCUUUUAAUGCUAAUUAUUUCUUGUGCUUCUGAGUGAGAUGACAAGAACAGUGUAAUGAAGUGGUGAAGCUGUAAUUAUAGAUUAAAGAAUCAGAAGUUAUUUUAUGAUGUAAAUACAAAGUGUGCAGACAUGUCUGAAUUUGGAGGUAGAUCAUGACCCAACCUUCAAAACUUGGAUUUCUUUGUAAUGACUCAACAGUUAACUAAUCUCUGCAACUGUGAGCUUAUAAUGUAUGCUGAGAAAGCAAAUAAACAACUUAGUGUGUCACAGGUGCAUUAAAUAUAUUUCUAGGUUUCAUUUUUAUCUUCUGCUAUUUGCCUAUUCAAGCUCUAAAAAAACCUGUUGAGAAUAUCUGUCCACCUGUUCCGCACAUUUGCUCUAUAUCAUGUUGUCACAUCGAAAAAAGAAAAGGAAGUAGAAAUACACAGCAAAGGAAGCGGAAUUCUGAUGUUUUUAUUACAGUCGGUCUUUCCAGAUUUCCACAGCGCUCCUGUUCCAAACAUCCAUCCAUUACAGUCAGAAGAGAUUUGGCAAUUCAGAUGAGUGAAACAGACUUUUUUUUCCUUUAAGAAGGAAGUCAAAUGCAUCUGUAUAUAAAAACGCUGUGUGUUUGAUUAUUAUGAAUAGAAAUGUACUUAUUUCUUUGUUUCACCCUCUGUCAGGGUUUGAAGUUUCCUUAACGGCUUGUGUCUUUUAUAUAAACCAGAGUGCAAGUUAUUCUUUACUAGAUGGAUACUGAGAGAGGCUUUUCUAAUUCAUUUGUUUUUCCAUUACACAAAAAUGUAUGGUUAUAACCAGCAAGCAGGCCAGAAACAAAUUAUCACCACUUUUGGAUUUUACUCAUUUAUCAAUAUACUGAAUGUAUUUCAGUAAGGAAGCACCUUGCUGAAGAUUUGUGGAUUUGUUAGCUUUCCCUCCAGUUACCAGAAUCCUACACUUAGGGAAAAUGUAAUGACAAAAAAAAAAAGGUGCAAUAUCUGCAGAAUCAGGUGGAGGACACUAGGAAUAUUGAGAACUGUUAGCACAAUUACAAUCAAAGCUUUUGUCUGUGAUGAGUGACAUGGGUUUGAGAGGUCUAAAUUGUUAAAUGUAUUUUUAUAAGUAGAUAUCAGAAGUGGACAGCAUUGUAUGUUAUGUUACCCAGAUGUUGCUUUUCUCCAUGAUUCCAUUCCCUUUAUGGAGACAUUUUAUGAAGCCUAACAGUGACAUAAACUUAUCUGCAGGAAGAGUAGGGUUUUCUGGGUGAUAUUCCAAGCAGUGUAUUGAUCGGAUUGGUCUCUGAUCACUGACAUAUGCUCAUUGUUUGUCCUUGUGUUCAUUAUCUUCAUAAUGUGUGCAGUGCAUUAAACUGAGGCAAUGACAGCAGCUCCAAACUCAAGGCUUUUUUUGAAAAAUUUAGCUGCUAAACAUGUUUCAUAUAAAUGUCAGUUGAAAAGUAAUAUAAAUGAUUUAUAUUUCAUCUUAAAAACAUCUCUUGAGAGUAAUUGUUAUUUUAACCUCAGGUUGUGAGUCCUCCACUUUGGAAUAAACUGGUGUUGACAAUGUUGUCCUUUUAGUUUUGCUUCUGUUUGGCAAGUUCUUUCUCUGCUUUACUGGUCACCUGUCUUGAAAUUAAAGUUGUUUUGGAUAUGUGUUCCCUUACCAGUAAUAAAACAUUGAAUGUA
This is a messenger RNA of Solea senegalensis (Senegalese sole), 4214 nucleotides long. RefSeq names its product F-box and leucine-rich repeat protein 3a (gene fbxl3a). Gene Ontology annotation, molecular function: protein binding. NCBI's taxonomy places the organism in Eukaryota, Metazoa, Chordata, Actinopteri, Pleuronectiformes, Soleidae. The transcript has 5 exons. Gene Ontology annotation, cellular component: cytosol; SCF ubiquitin ligase complex; nucleus. Gene Ontology annotation, biological process: entrainment of circadian clock by photoperiod; SCF-dependent proteasomal ubiquitin-dependent protein catabolic process; regulation of cell cycle. The record is from RefSeq and is a predicted model, not a curated record. The coding region runs from base 277 to 1593 and encodes 438 amino acids.